AUGUGGCUUCUUCCCAUUGUCCUCCUUUUCCUUCAGAUGGUGCAGACAGUCGUACCAAAUGGAUGCAAGGUCAACAACGGGGACUGUGAGCAGUUCUGCACAUCUGAAGGUGAAGGAGUCGUAUGUUCCUGUGCUGCUGGCUAUGCCCUGGGCGAUGACAACAAAACCUGCGUUCCUUCAAGUUCCCGUGUGGGAGGCUUCAGAGAAAUCACGGAGCCGGUCCAGAGAAAGUCACAGCAACCACAGCAAGUCCACAUGCUCAUCCUGAAAAUGAGGAGACCACUGAGGCCCCAAGCAGCCAUCCGGAGGUCACCGGCUGUUCUACUAGCAGAUGAUUACAAUGAAUGGUUUUGUGGGGGGACAAUUCUGAAUGAGUAUUUUAUACUUUCUGCAGCUCAUUGCGUUAAAGAGUGGUCUAAAAGCUUACAUGUUCUUGUUGGGAUGGUGGACAAGGAAAAGGAAGAGCCAAGUAGAUCAAUGCACAGAGUGGAAAAAAUAAUUACACAUGAUGACUUUGAUACAGACACUUACGACAGCGACAUAGCCCUUCUCAAAUUAGAGGAACCUAUCACAUUUUCUGAGGAUGUUGUCCCAGCAUGCCUUCCAGAAGAAGACUUUGCUACGGAUGUUCUGAUGAACCAAAGAUUUGGAAUUGUCAGUGGCUUUGGGAACACGAUUGAACGUACACAGCCGGUCAAGAGAAUGAAAGUGCUUCAAAUCCCUUAUGUGAACAGGACCACUUGCAAGAACGCCCUUUAUAAACCAGUCACAAAAAACAUGUUCUGUGCUGGUUACGAUGAACACGGAAAAGAUGCCUGCCAGGGAGAUGGAGGAGGCCCCCACAUAACCCAGUACAACGGCACUUACUUUGUUACUGGGAUCAUCAGCUGGGGAGAAGGGUGCGGAAGGCCAGGGAAAUACGGAGUAUACACCAACCUCUCAAAGUUCCUACCCUGGGUAAGAAGUGUUUUGGCAGAAGACUCUCAACGGUUUAACAUUUCAUCAACCCAGUUGUCUUAG
Eurypyga helias (sunbittern) is the source of this 1020-nucleotide messenger RNA. Its product is annotated as coagulation factor X-like. Gene Ontology annotation, biological process: proteolysis. The record is from RefSeq and is a predicted model, not a curated record. Lineage: Eukaryota; Metazoa; Chordata; Aves; Eurypygiformes; Eurypygidae. Bases 1 to 1020 code for a protein of 339 amino acids. Gene Ontology annotation, molecular function: serine-type endopeptidase activity. The transcript is spliced from 5 exons.